Messenger RNA from Rhododendron vialii, 3544 nucleotides. Its product is annotated as receptor-like protein 7. Gene Ontology annotation, molecular function: protein binding. The coding region runs from base 50 to 3277 and encodes 1075 amino acids. The record is from RefSeq and is a predicted model, not a curated record. The transcript has 2 exons. NCBI's taxonomy places the organism in Eukaryota, Viridiplantae, Streptophyta, Magnoliopsida, Ericales, Ericaceae.
GGGACCUCACUCACGAUCUUCACCAGUUUGCUUCACAACCACCAAAAAAAUGAGAAUUCAAUCAGUUACCUGGUUUUUCUCAAUCAUCAACACACUCACAAUCUUCUACUUUAUCAUCACCCCAGUACACAGCCAAUGCCUGGAGGAUCAAAAAUCUUUGUUACUUCAAUUGAAGAACGGCCUCCAGUUCGAUCCAGAUUCCUCAGCCAAGUUGGUGAAUUGGACUCAAAGCAACGAUUGUUGUCAAUGGAAUGGUGUGACCUGUGACCAUUUCGGUCGUGUUAUAGGUCUCGACCUGAACACGGAAUCAAUCUUCGGAGGAUUAAACCACUCAAGUAGUCUUUUCGGGCUAAAGUUUCUACAGGAGCUGAACUUAGCUUACAACAGCUUCAACUCCGCACAAUUUCCAUCCAGGUUUGGAAUCCUCACCAAUCUAAGACAUCUGAAUUUGUCAAACACUGAUUUUUUUGGGCAGAUUCCAAUGGAAUUCUCGCUCUUGACGAGGUUGGUGAAGCUUGAUUUGUCCAAGGACUACUAUUUUGAUGGGAUACCUAGAAUCCAAAUUGAAAACCCAAAUUUAGUCACACUUUUUCGUAACCUAAGUGGGCUUACGGAGCUUUAUUUGGACGGGGUAAAUAUAUCAGCAAAUGGGCAUGAAUGGGGUCAGGCCAUUUCAUCUUCACUGCCUAACCUGCGAGUUUUGAGUUUGAGUGGUUGUUUACUUUCAGGCCCUAUUGAUUCUUCCCUUCAAAACCUUCAGUAUCUUUCAGAAAUCAAUCUAGCUCAGAACAAUUUCUCGUCUCCAGUCCCGGAUUUCUUGGGGAAUUUCCCAAACUUGGCAGUUUUGAUUCUCAGUGGUUCGGAAUUGCAUGGAACAUUUCCAAACAACAUAUUUCAGCGGGUACAAACACUGGAGACUCUGGAUUUGUCAGGCAAUGCACUACUCAAUGGUUCUUUACCUGAUUUUCCGGAAAAAGGGUCCCUUCGAAAUCUGGUUCUUAGCCUCACCAAUUUUUCAGGGAAUUUACCAGAAUCUAUUGGGAAUUUGAGGGAGCUAAGAAGGAUACAGAUUAACGGCUGUUAUUUCAGCGGACCGAUUCCGAGUUCACUUGCAAACCUAAGUCAACUUGUUCAAUUGGAUUUUUCAGCCAACAAUUUUAGCGGUUCAAUGCCUUCGUUUCAAGGAUUCAAGAAUCUCACUUCCAUAGACCUCUCUCGUAAUGCUCUAACAGGUCCGGUUCCUUCCAUUUACUUUGAAGGCCUUUCAAAUCUUGUAUCUGUUGCUCUCAUGAACAAUUCCUUUAAUGGGAGUAUCCCUUCUUCUCUGUUUUCCCUUCCAUCUAUGCAGCAAAUUUUGCUUUCCAGAAACCAAUUCAGUGAAGUUUCUGAGUUUCUUCCAAAAAAAUCCUUGUCUACUGUGGAUACACUAGAUUUGAGUAGUAACAAACUACAAGGGCCUAUUCCCUCGUACUUCUUUGAUUUUCAAAGUCUCAGUUACCUCACACUUUCUUUCAACAACUUCAGUGGCACCGUACAGCUAGAAAGUAUCCAUAGGCUUCAAAAUCUUACGUUACUUGAUCUUUCACAUAAUAGCUUGUUAGUCAAUGCAAGUAUCAGUAACUCUAGCCUAUCAUCCUUUCCCCAACUCCAAUAUUUAGGAUUGGCUUCUUGCAAGCUCCAAAAGUUCCCUCCUCUAAUGAACCAAUCAAUGUUGGGGUUUUUAGACCUUUCCAACAACCAAAUUUCUGGGGUAAUACCCAAUUGGAUUUGGAAUAUGGGUAAUGGAUCUCUAACGAAUGUUAAUCUUUCUUGUAAUCUCCUAGUGGGUUUGCAACGGGGAUACGUUAUUCCUCCUCUUCAAACCCUUGUCCUUCGUUCGAAUCAGCUCUGCGGUGAAAUCCCAAUACCGCCAGAUUCAACACGCUUUGUGGACUACUCAAGGAAUAAUUUCAGCUCUUCUAUUCCUGCUGAAAUUGGCAACGGCAUUGCCAACGCUAGGUUCUUCUCUCUUUCACAUAACAAGCUUUCUGGACCCAUCCCCCCAUCAAUAUGCAAUGGGAGCAACCUUGAUGUUCUUAAUUUGUCCAACAAUAGAUUCAGUGGCACUAUACCCCAAUGUCUGAUAGCCACAGGUGCUGCGACCAUUCGUGUACUAAAUUUGCGAAACAACAAUCUAACGGGUAACAUAACGGGGACAUUUCCAAAACAUUGUGCUUUGAGGACCCUUGAUUUGAGUGAAAAUCUCUUGGAAGGGCAUGUUCCAAAAUCCUUGGCCAAUUGUGCAAAUGCUGAGGUUUUAAAUCUUGGUAUCAACAACAUAUAUGGCACCUUCCCUUGCUUCUUGGCGAAUUUAUCCGACUUGCGCGUCUUAGUUUUACGAUCCAACAAGUUCCAGGGAAAUAUUAGCUGCCGAGGAAUUCAUAACAAUAUCUGGCCAGAGCUUCAAAUCAUUGACCUAGCUUUGAACAACUUCAGCGGUAUUCUGCCGCCAAGUUUCUUUUCACAGAGGAAGGCGAUGAUGGAUGUGGGUAAUGCACGACCAAAUCGUAAUCACUUGCGUUUUGAGGUGGCAUUUCUAAACGUCUACUAUGAGGAUUCAGUGACAGUUACCAACAAAGGGUCAAAGUUGGAGUAUGUGAAGAUCUUAACUAUAUUUAACGCCAUCGAUUUCUCGAACAACAAUUUCAAAGGAGAGAUACAAGACACAGUUGGGGAUCUGAAAUCCCUCAAUGUUCUCAACCUAUCACACAAUUCCCUCACUGGUUUAAUCCCAUCAUCAGUUGGAAACUUAACACAGCUUGAAUCACUUGACCUCUCGUGGAACAAGCUCGGCGGAAGCAUCCCAGUGACACUUGCACGCCUGACAUUUCUUGCAUUCCUGAACUUAUCGUACAAUCAACUCAUCGGAAUGAUCCCAACUGGCUCCCAACUUCAACUAUUUCCAAAUACUUCGUUCAUAGGAAACAAAGGGUUAUGGGGAGCUCCUUUGACCCCUUGUUGCAAGGAAGUAGAACCAACGACUCCAACAAUGGAUCGUAGGCAGUCAAAUACGGAUGAGGAUGGGAUUAACUGGGUCUACAUAACCGCUACGUUGGGGUAUAUUGUGGGAUUUGGAGUUAUUGUUGUGCCACUUUUGUAUUCGAAAAGAUGGAGACAAUGCUAUUACAAACCCCUCGAUAGAGUUAUUGUGAGGAUUCUCCAUCACCAAGACCAGCUAGCAAGGAAUCAAAGAAGAAGAAACAACAUAAAGCAGCUUCAGAGACACCAGCACCACUGAAGGGCAAUCACGUGGCGGGGACAAGAUUUUAGCAUUGGGGCACUAAGUUGGCUAUCCCUGUUUUAUGUCAUUUAGUAAUUUCAAUUACUUGAACUGCAAGCGUGUUAUAAUAUAUGAUGUAAAUGAUCUCUUCUAUCGACUAAUAAAAGAAUAAAUAAAUAAAUAACUGUGAGCAUGUUAUAAUAUGGCAUGGCACGUUACUUGUCUAUUUUCCAUUUUUCUAGUUGGGCUUAGCAAAUCCGAUGAUUUGUAAUAAAUUGAGCUUGU